Tachyglossus aculeatus (Australian echidna) is the source of this 4006-nucleotide messenger RNA. RefSeq lists its product as uncharacterized. Lineage: Eukaryota; Metazoa; Chordata; Mammalia; Monotremata; Tachyglossidae. The coding region runs from base 1 to 3774 and encodes 1257 amino acids. The transcript is spliced from 11 exons. Gene Ontology annotation, molecular function: protein binding. The record is from RefSeq and is a predicted model, not a curated record.
AUGUCUUCUCAGGUCACAGGCUUAGGGAGGUCUGAAGGAAAUGGAGGCACAUUCACUUCUAAUCCUGUGGUAGUGAAGCAAGAGAAGUCUUCCACCUGCAAAGAUGAAAAACAAGAGAGACCCAACAGAGAAAAAAAGGGAGGAAAGGAAGAUGGCCACCCUGCUGCAGGUGUCUCUCCUCAGGGGGAAGGAAACCUAACCACAGUAACCUUUACUGAAGCCAAAGCCCCAGGUUUGGGAAAAAUUACCCUGCAGAAUUCUGGAGACUCAGGCAAAAUCUCUAAUUCCCCUCAUGGCCUAAUGACUGCAGAAGUAAACUGUGGUGCUCUGAAUGUGAAAGUGGAAAUUAAGAAAAGCUCGCUGUUUGAUUGUGGACUGAAUCUGGUCAUUAAAAAAAGAUGCCCCAGAAAGAGCCAGUGGUGUCAUGACUCCCAGAGUCACAGGUGCCACCAGUUUAGAAACAAGAGUCCUUGGAAGGGUCACUCGGCAGGAUGUAAUGCACAGAAUAAGCCAUCCACUAAAAGCAAAACUCAACUUGCCAGACACGAGGGACCCUUCUUGAGCGUGAGCAUCGUAGGAAAAGAAAUGAAGGUGAAAUAUGCCAAUAAAAAAGAGGUUGUACUGAUUGACCUGGAACCCUCUAAACGAGGGAAGAGAAAUGGAAACAAAUAUGGAAAUCUCUGUUCAAAUCUCACAGCCUAUACUACUUCCAAAGAGCACUCCGGCUCCCAUCCACCGUCAGAUCUUAGCCUUUGGGAAAAGAAGCAACGUUUUUCAAAUGACAAGGGUCCAGAUGGCUGUUUGCGUGUCCUUACCCCUGAUGAUUCUGCUGAUUGCGAGGAACAGAACUUAGAUCUCCAGGUCAUGACUCUCCCCUUUACUCCAGAGAGCACCAGGCAUAAGCCUGUCACCUCCUUAUCAGUAUUAAGUGAUUGGGAAAGAAAAUGUGCAAUGGCAGACAUUGGAAAGGAUAACCAUAGGGAAAAGGAGAAUUGCUUUGAGGAUGAGACUUUUAUUGACUGUAGUCCUCUAAAAAUCAGAGAGUCAGGGGGCACGGUCUUAUCCAAGGGGCUUCUUGAGGAGCCAAGUGAAACAGUGGGUAGAAGAGAAAGCAGAUUUCCUGACCUGGAAAAUACUAGCCCAUCAGAGGCAUCUCUAGAGGCAGAUCCAGAAAGAAGAUCACAUUUUCCACACACUCUCACUGAUCUGUUUUUAUCAGGAUCAGGGAGGAAAGAAGAUGGUUCUCAUUCUUUGUCAGUUUUCAAACCACAGUCUGCUCUAGGUCAAGAAAUGAGCAGCUCCUUGCACGAUAACUGUGCCAACAUAGGCCCUGAAAUUACAGAGUUUGGUUCAUUUUCUAGAUCACCAUCCUCAUGUUCCAGUCUGAAAAGCUUACAGUUUCCUCUCGCAUGCUUCCCCGGCUCAGUCACUUGCUACCCUCCGCCUGAAAUGUGCACCGGGGAUGCUUUGUUCGUGAAUACCUGCACUGCCUAUGAGAUGGACUGUGAGGAACUGCAGGCCCCACCAGAAAAUGCUUUCUGUUCUUCGCUGAAACUCACUCGUGACCAGGAACCGGAACAGGGGAACUUCGAGUCCCCGAGAUCGUUUUCUGUUUGGGAAGAAGUACACACUGACUUUAGUGAAAGCGGCUUUGAUGAGGACACGUUAGAAAGUGAGCAUCGCACAGAAGUGCAGGAGCUGCCAGAAUCCAAGCCCGAGUCCUUGCUUACUCUGGUCUCUUUACCUUGUAGCUGCCCAGCAAAUGGGCUGGUGGGUUCCCCCAUAAGCGCUAAGAGCAGUACCACAGAUUGCGGGCAAAGGCCAUCUUCGGCAUCCCGGCUGGACACAACUCUGCUGACAGGCUCUCAAGAGUUGGAGGAAGCACCCAGAAAAUGGAGUAGGUCAGUGAUGACUGUAAUAACUGGCGACUUUGAACAAAGACUAAUCAUUCAAAAUGACAGUAAGGUCAAAACUGUUGCUUGUUGUCCUGGGGUCAGAGAAGUUUCUGGAGCAUCCAGCAAUGUACUGUCUUGGACUUUGAGAGAUCUUGAGGUGGAGGAGCCAGUCCCAGGAAAUGAAUUCCUGAGCAUCAGUGGGGUCCAAGGACAAGGUGAGGUUCAUUUCCUAAGGGAUUUCCCAGAGGCCCCAUCGAGUGCCAGUUCUUCAGGGUCCCCUGAAGAUGAUCAAAUUGCCAGCAAGAAAACACAAAUUAAAGAAGCAGGUGAGAGCGGCGACCAUGAAGACCCAAGCCAAGAACUUAAUCCCAUCAGACCAGAGUCCGCGGGACAGGUAAAGCAGUGGAUGGAGUCAACUCCUCAUAGAGGUGAGAAAAGUGGUGAUAAAAAGGAGGACAGCUCACAGACAACAAAUGCACAACUGUCAACCCAGGCCCAGAGUCUUCUGAAAGACUGGAAGUUGGGAGUGAUUAAACCCUCAGGGGAUCUGGUACCCAGAGAUUCAAAUACCAGUGACAGUUCCCAGGAAGACGCAUUAGACAAAUGGGCCAAGAGACGGAAGCUGUUUAAAGACAGCAAGAAACACAGCUCUACUGGAGGGAGUUCUUUUGCCAGCAACAACCCUGAAGGAUCAAUCAAUUCUGAAGAUGGUCGCUCCACAGACAUUUUUCUACAAGCUGACAUUGAGGAGAGAGGAUUCUAUACAGAGAGUUUUCAUUCCGCCUCGUGGAUCUUCCGAGGGGAUGAUGGGGAUUCAGAGAACAGUCCCAGGUGUCUGAGUAAAAGACCCCGUCCAGUGGCUGUCCGUGAACGAACCGUGAGGAUAUCCAAAGGAACUGGCGAUUACCCCUGGGGGUUUCGAAUCCAAUUCUCCAAACCCAUCUUGGUGACCGAAGUGGAUACUAAUAGUGCCGCAGAGGAAGCCGGCCUGCAGAUCGGCGAUACCCUGAUGGCCGUCAACGGAGCCGACGUCACCCGCGUCGCCCAUUCGGAGGCGGUCAGUCUUGCCAGAAAAGGACCGGACGUCUUGACGGUGGUGGUUGGGUCAGAUAUCAGCCGUUGCCCAAACACUCCUCGCCCGACCUGCCGCGGAUAUCUUCAUAAGAGGACGCACUCGGGGCUGCUGAGGGGAUGGAGGAAGAGGUGGUUUGUCCUGAAGCCUGAUGGCUGCCUCCAUUACUACAAACACAAGCAGGACGAAGGGAAGUGCCGGCCUCUCUCCGUUUCGAAGCUAGAAGGGGCAGAAGUUGGCAUUGACAACAGUUUGGGUAAACCAUUUGUUUUUAAGUGCGUGACUCAAUCUGGAAGCAGGGCUUUAUGCCUCUGCGCAACUUCAAACCAAGAGAUGAAAAGGUGGCUGGAAGCUAUGGACAAAGCCAGACAUCCCAUCCAGCAGAACCACGUCUGGGUGGAUGUAACGCUGCACAACAGCAGCCUGCCACCCUUGGCUAUAAAGAACCCGGACUGCUUGGGCCUUCUGCAUCAGCUGGAUGGGACCAAGGAUGACUGGGUUCAGCGCUACUGCAUCCUGAAAGACGGCUGCCUCUACUUCUACGCCAGCAUUCGCUCCCCUCGGGCCCUCGGAGGCCUGUACCUACAAGGCUACACCACGAGCGAACAGGUCCUUGUCUCCAAACAACCUGUCAUUGAGCUCAAACCCCCAUCAGAAGAGUUCAAAACCUUCUAUUUGUGUGCAGAGAAUGAAACAGAGAAUAAGCGCUGGAUUACGGCUUUGCAGAUCUCAAUUAAAAAAUGGAUUCCUCUGCACCAAGCCAUUCAAGACUUCAUGAACCGUCCUCUGGAGGAGACCAGAAUGUGAAGGAAAAACCCGGCGCUUGGCCUUCAGUAAACACUUAACAAAUAUCACGAUUAUUAUUAGUAGUAGCAGGAACAAUAAUAAUAACGAUAGUAAUAAUGAACGUUCACCCAACAUGGGAUUCUCUCAAUUCUCACCUAUGGAUUCAGCAGCAAGAAAAUGGAAAAACGAAUACGGCCUAUUUUCCAGAAAAUGAGCGGUUGACCAGAUGGGCCAUCUGAUGGGUGUUUUCUAG